This is a messenger RNA of Cryptococcus wingfieldii CBS 7118, 1194 nucleotides long. RefSeq lists its product as hypothetical. Gene Ontology annotation, molecular function: polynucleotide 5'-phosphatase activity. The transcript is spliced from 5 exons. Gene Ontology annotation, cellular component: mRNA capping enzyme complex. Gene Ontology annotation, biological process: polynucleotide 5' dephosphorylation; 7-methylguanosine mRNA capping. The coding region runs from base 1 to 1194 and encodes 397 amino acids. NCBI's taxonomy places the organism in Eukaryota, Fungi, Basidiomycota, Tremellomycetes, Tremellales, Cryptococcaceae. The record is from RefSeq and is a predicted model, not a curated record.
AUGCCCCCAUUCAUCCCCCUCCCCGACCGUCUCCCCCCAAACGGCCGCCUCCCCACCCCGCCCCCCAACUCACCGUACACCCAGCUCCCUCUGCCCACAUACGGUGCCCCGGAUAUCGACCUGUCCAUACCCCUCAGCGCUACUGCCGACUAUACUCACGCGGGAGGAAACAGGAGAAUGUCUGAUAAUGGAUAUGAGAACGGGGGAGGAGAUGGGGGGUAUUAUCCUGGGGAAGAGACCCCGCCGGCGGCGGGGGGAAGCUAUACCCCUGCCGAAGAACCGAGCCGGAAAAGACCCCGGACUGAAGGGGAAGGUGCCAAUGGGAAUGGGUCGUAUGUACCCAGACAACGUGCAGCAGAGCACCCUCCACCACCACCUCACUCUAGUCAACAGGCGCCAAUGCCUGGACAAUCACCGCUGAGCGGCUCGAUAUUCAAUGUAUCGCCGCGGAAUCCUUUUACGGCGGUUGUGGGGGACUGGUUGCUCAGUGUCGCCAAUGGGCAUCAGAAUAUCGAGAUCGAGAUCAAGUUGGGCAUGUUCCAAAUUCCCUCUCAGGCAGGCCAGCCGCCUCGCCGUAUCAACCUACCAUCUCUCAUAGUCAUCCCACCUGAUUACCCUAUCGGCUCAUUCGUCUCCACUCUUGCCCCUCAACAUCACAAAUCCCUCAACAACCUCCUCAACCGCGCCGUCGAAUCCCAAGCUUCUCUCCCCCGCGAUGCCGGCCGUAUCUAUUUCAAACGCUCCAGACUCGUCGACUCGUUCUACGACCUGGGGAACGAAGGAGGGGGCAAGGUUCGGGUCAGUAGGGAUAUGAAGACUGGGGAUGUGGUGGAAAGUGUGAGGAAGAGGAGGGUGGGGGAUUGUAAUGUGUAUUGUCCGGGGUCGGCGUAUGACCUGAGGAUUAGUGUGAAUGUGGAAGAGCCUUGUGAGGUUCCGGAGGGCCAGCCAAAGAUUAUAAGAGAGAAGGAUAGAGCUUGUUAUCAGCAUCAAGUCUGUCGGGUCGACCUCACAUCCGUCAACACUUUUGCCAAACCCUCGGACGCUCAAUGUCAACCGACGAGCUCUUUCGAACUUGAAAUUGAAGUCUUGAAUUGCCGGAGAUUGUUGGCAGAGGGAAAAGCGCAGAGUGAUAGGUUUGACGAGAUGCUGCAGAAUGUGUUGGAUAGCGCGAGGAUGUUGGUCAAGAAUGUCUAG